This is a messenger RNA of Dreissena polymorpha, 1048 nucleotides long. Its product is annotated as A disintegrin and metalloproteinase with thrombospondin motifs 3-like. Gene Ontology annotation, molecular function: metallopeptidase activity. Lineage: Eukaryota; Metazoa; Mollusca; Bivalvia; Myida; Dreissenidae. The record is from RefSeq and is a predicted model, not a curated record. The transcript has 8 exons. Bases 200 to 1048 code for a protein of 282 amino acids.
GGAAAACGGUGCAGACGGUUGAUGGAAGGGAGGUUGCAGAUGGUGGAUUCUAUUUGGACCAACUGGCCAGCUGGCUUGCCGGUCUCUCGGGCACGCCCGAUAAUGAUCACGCUAUGGUGUUUACCGAGUACGACAUAUACUCGGUUAAGAAAAAAAAGAGAGAUUACGAUGUGAUUGGCAUGGCCCCGAUGAAUGGUGUAUGUACGAGCGAGCGUGUGUCCAUCCAAGAGGACAACGACUACUUUCAAACAAUAAGUACCGCUGCGCACGAAUUAGGACACAAUCUUGGUUCCGACCACGACGGCGAAAAAGAAGAUGCGAUCGCCUCGCUUGUUCCGCCGACGCUACGUUCAUCAUGGCCCCGUCCACGUCCUCAUUCAGUCGCGACGAUGCGUACACGGUGAACCCAUGGCACUUCUCGAAAUGCUCUGUAAAGCAAUUCAAAAAGUACAUCAAGUCGCUGGGUAAAAACAACUGCCUGCUGGACGCCGGAGAAUCCAUGGACGAGUACAAAAUCCACUCGAGCAAGCAACCCGGGGAGCUGUACUCGCCCGCAGAACAAUGCAAGCUCGAAUACGGGCAAGAAUCUGAAUUGGGGUGCGGCCAGUCGGCCACAGACCCACGGAUAUGCCUGCACAUGUCAUGCAAGCAGCGUGACGGUGAAUGUACCGACAUUGCUGCCGCCCGAGGCACUCCGUGCGACAAGCCUUCACUGAACAAGUGGUGCAAAGAAGGACUGUGUGUCGAUAAAGGGGCGUCCGGUAAUCAAACGGUUACGGCAAACAAUACAACAACGACGAUAUCGACGCGGCCUUCGACGACUAAGGCAGCGAGUACGGCCCUCAUACCGGAAGAAUGCUCCGAUUGCACCGACUGCUGCUGGUACAACAAGCUUUGUGAAGAAGUGAGCGCCGACUUCGAGGACAUAUACGACUACGAGCCUGACUUCUUGUGUGACGACCCCUCCGGGCGGGACCGUUGUUACGCCACGUGCAUGUGUGAGAUAGCAUUUCAAACUAAGACGAUUGACAAUGUGGGCAAGAAAUAA